AAUCUUGAGCCACAUAAAUCUGAGGCGUCCAGAGAUUGAGCUUCGAGCUGCUUGGUAAUUGGGUUCACGUCCUAUUCCCAGUGGUGCGAUUGUGAAAGUGGGGGGAGUGGACGGGCAGGUCCAUAUGUGUGUGUGGGAGAAUGAGAAUCCUUUGUGGUCAAGGCAUCAAUUGAAUCCUUUUGACCUCUCCUGCUAAAUGGGAACUGAUUAAGAUGCCGACUCGCUGAUAGACGCGUUACUUAUGUGCUUCAUUGAUUGUUUUUUUCCGCCGCCUGGACCACCCCUCUCGAUGGUCUCUUACGGGUCUGAUAAAGCGGAAAAGUUCUCGAAAAAGGUGGAAGCGGGGGGCGAUCCCAGCAUUAGGAACAAGCUUUUAAUUACCUGCCGCCUCUGGCUUUUCCUCUCCAACUUUCUUUUGCAACUCCAUAAACGUAAAUCGCUGGGAAAAUCCCCUCGCGACAGCAGCAAAGUAUGCAACACUUUUCCAGUUAUUAACUCUUGAAGGAAGAGGAGGAAGGGGGACCCAGGAGGAGACUUAGCAGGCGGUCGCGUCAAGUGAUGAACUUAAUAAUAAACGAUGUAAAUAUGAUAAUUUCUCGCAGGAUGUGGCAUCUAAUAAUAAAAUCAAAAUAAUCCCACGGCAGCGACACAAAAGUCACCAAGUCAUGUCACUCAUGAAAGCAGCAAUGUGGCACUGAGGCAGUGGCAGUGGCAGGAGGAUGAAUCGAAGGGGGAUUCGGUGACAACAGCACUGCGGGUGGUCAGCUCCAGGCGGAUGGCGGAUGGCGGCUGCCUUGGGCACAGGAAAAUAUUCAUUCGUCCGCAUCCUUCCUGUGGCAGAGGAAAGCCUCCUCCUGAUUUGGGUCUGGCAUAUGCUGCUGAUCCACAAGAGCCAGGAGACAGCCAGAAGAAGAGAGACAGAGAAGGCGGCGUCGAUUUAAUUGAUUUGUUUUUUAUGCCAAACGGGAUUACGCGUCGCCGUGGCACAGAUUACAGUUGAAAUAUCUGAGUCCUUGCCACAAUGCUCCCAUACCAUACCUUUUGGGUUUUAUACCCUUUUUGCCCAAAAGCUACUAUAAUGCUAUGCAGAAAAGGAAGAAUAUAGUCUGUAGUCAGAGAAUAUAUAUCAUAAAUCAAAAAUGUCAAACGGAUCAUCGUUUAAAAUAUUAAUGCUUUAAUGCCAUGCCAUCUAAAUCCAUCCAUCUAAAUCGAAUGACUAUAAGAUAUAGCCACCGUAUGUAUAUGCAUUCCCACUGCAAGGGUAUCAAUCGCUUCGGCCCACAAACGCUACCCUUCCUCUUCUUAUUCCCACUGUAUGUGUGGUGUUUGUGUGUGUGCCCUUGGAGGUGGUGGGUGCUGGGUGGUGAGGUUGAGUGGCUGCACGUGGCCUCUGCGACUUUGUGACUUCUCUCUGCCACCGAAUGCCGAAGCAGCAUUUACCACCAGCUGCGCAGGUGAAAGGCAGUCGAAAGCGGAGCUGUGGAGCUGUGUGUGGAGCAGGAGCCGCUGCCUCGACGAAGAUGCCACACGGUACGGCAGCAUUAGUCAAGUGAUAAGAAGCCACCCAGUCAGCGAUUCAGUUGCCAAAAGGCGUUUGCCCGAAACGGUUCGCCUGUGAUGUUACCGAGAAGUGAACUCUGAUAACAAAAUAAAAAUCCACUGCCAUUUGGGUGCUCUGAAAAUAUAUUUGUGUGGAAUUGCCCGAAAAUUUGCGAAGUUCCCGAUCCCGAAAGUUCAUGUGAAAAUUGGUGCUGCUUUCGAUCCGUGAAUCCCCCAAUCGAACCAUGAGCGUCAGCGUGGAUGUGGGCGUCAUGUGGCGCCUCUCGGAGGAUUUCAACCGUCGCUUUGGUCUUCGCAUGCAACCAGCCCCGACGGCGGCACAUCAUCCGCAUCAUGCGGCGGCGGCGGCAGUGCACCACUACCAUCAUCACCACCAACACCACCUUGAUCACACACACGGCUCGAUCAUGUUUAACGGUGAGAAAUGUUGCCAAAAUUCGUUGGAAUUUCCGCUGAGCAGACAGAGCCAGAGCCACAACGAGAUGAAUGAACGAUUCCUCCUCAAUGGCGGCGGCAACCACUUGAUCGUUGGUAUUUCCGGUGAGCGGUGCUACGGUGCUGUGGUGCGCCUAGAAAUAUGAAUGGAUGGUAUAUCUGAUGAUGAUGAUGAUGUUGAUGUUGUUGUCUAUGUGAGGGAAUUUUUGCUCUUGGACUGCUUUGCUUUGGCUUGCCUUGCUUUGCUUGGUUGGCCGUGAGUCAUCCUGUCAUCUGGUGGCUUAUGACACUUUCGUGACUUCGGAGCCGGCACUUUGAAGGGAUUUCCCCUUAUAGACCAGCAAUGGGUAUGGGAAUAUCCCCAAAUGGCGGGUCCAGGAUUUAUGCCUCUUGUGGAAUGAGUUUCUGUGAAUCCGCGACUGGCUUAUGGCAUUUCAUUACAUUUCGUUCCGUUGUUUGGCACUCUUGCCACGUCCACAACGACAUACAUAGAGGCAGCGAAAAAGAGACAUUGACCAGAAAAUCUCGUUUGGCUGGGUGGGACUUCUCUCGCGAAUCUCUCUCUCUCUCUUUGUAUGGCUCUCUUUCUCUGUCUGUCUGGCUUGGGGGCAUGGGCAUCUGUUGUGUAUCUGUUGGCUGAU
This is a messenger RNA of Drosophila miranda, 2636 nucleotides long. RefSeq lists its product as uncharacterized. Bases 1785 to 2141 code for a protein of 118 amino acids. Lineage: Eukaryota; Metazoa; Arthropoda; Insecta; Diptera; Drosophilidae. The transcript has a single exon. The record is from RefSeq and is a predicted model, not a curated record.